Messenger RNA from Mus pahari (shrew mouse), 8014 nucleotides. RefSeq names its product VPS18 core subunit of CORVET and HOPS complexes (gene Vps18). The transcript has 5 exons. Gene Ontology annotation, biological process: intracellular protein transport; organelle fusion; lysosome organization. Gene Ontology annotation, molecular function: protein-macromolecule adaptor activity. The record is from RefSeq and is a predicted model, not a curated record. Lineage: Eukaryota; Metazoa; Chordata; Mammalia; Rodentia; Muridae. Bases 286 to 3207 code for a protein of 973 amino acids. Gene Ontology annotation, cellular component: endosome; HOPS complex.
GAGUCAGCUGAGCUGCCUGGGCGAGGUUGUGAUCACCUGGGAUCUGCUGAGGGGAGCCUGUAAUCUGUGUUGGGACUGGAGCUGGGGUGCAAAACUGCGCCAUAGUCUAGUUGGGGCUCCUCGAUCGUCUCGUCCUUUACAGAGAAAGCGAAAAGGGCCUCAGAAUUUUUAAAAGGUUCUCAGGAUCUGUCAGACGCUGGGGAAGCUCAGCUUGCAAAUCCAGGACGACCGGGGUGCCCGUUGUGGCCCCCAGGCCCCGGAGCAGAGAUCCAGAGUUUGAUUGCCAUGGCGUCCAUCCUGGAUGAGUACGAGGACUCAUUGUCCCGCUCGGCCGUCUUGCAGACCGGUUGCCCCAGCGUGGGCAUCCCCCAUUCUGGGUACGUAAGUGCCCACCUGGAGAAGGAGGUGCCUAUCUUCACCAAGCAGCGGAUUGACUUCACCCCCUCGGAGCGGAUCACUAGCCUCGUUGUCUCCUGCAAUCAGCUCUGCAUGAGCCUAGGGAAGGACACACUGCUCCGCAUUGACUUGGGCAAGGCAAGUGAGCCCAACCGUGUGGAACUGGGACGCAAGGAUGAUGCCAAAGUCCACAAGAUGUUCCUGGACCAUACUGGCUCUCAUCUGCUGGUUGCGCUGAGUAGCACCGAGGUCCUUUACAUGAACCGCAAUGGACAGAAGGCCCGGCCCCUGGCUCGCUGGAAGGGACAGCUGGUGGAGAGUGUGGGUUGGAACAGAGCCCUGGGCAGCGAGAGCAGCACCGGCCCCAUCCUGGUCGGCACAGCUCAAGGACAGAUCUUUGAAGCAGAGCUCUCAGCUAGUGAAGGCGGCCUCUUUGGCCCUGCCCCGGAUCUCUACUUCCGCCCACUGUAUGUGUUAAAUGAAGAAGGGGGUCCAGCCCCUGUAUGCUCCCUUGAGGCUGAGCGUGGCCCCGAUGGCCGAGGCUUUGUCAUUGCCACCACUCGGCAGCGUCUCUUCCAGUUCAUAGGCCGAGCAGUGGAAGAUGCUGAAGCCCAGGGCUUCUCGGGGCUCUUUGCUGCCUAUACAGACCACCCACCCCCAUUCCGUGAGUUUCCUAGCAACUUGGGGUAUAGUGAGUUGGCUUUCUAUACCCCUAAGUUACGCUCUGCACCUCGCGCCUUUGCCUGGAUGAUGGGAGAUGGUGUGCUGUAUGGCUCACUGGACUGCGGGCGUCCUGACUCGCUGCUGAGUGAGGAGCGAGUGUGGGAAUACCCGGCAGGGGUCGGUCCUGGGGCCAAUCCACCCUUAGCCAUUGUCCUGACCCAGUUCCAUUUCCUGCUGCUGCUGGCAGACCGGGUGGAGGCUGUGUGCACACUAACAGGGCAGGUGGUGCUACGGGAUCACUUCCUGGAGAAGUUUGGACCACUGAGGCACAUGGUGAAGGACUCGUCCACAGGUCACCUCUGGGCCUACACUGAGCGCGCGGUCUUCCGCUACCAUGUGCAGCGUGAGGCUCGGGAUGUCUGGCGCACCUACCUGGACAUGAACCGCUUUGACCUGGCCAAAGAGUAUUGUCGGGAGCGGCCUGAUUGCCUGGACACGGUCCUGGCCCGAGAGGCUGAUUUCUGCUUUCGCCAGCACCGCUACCUGGAGAGCGCCCGCUGCUAUGCUCUGACCCAGAGCUAUUUUGAGGAGAUUGCCCUCAAGUUCUUGGAGGCCCGGCAAGAGGAGGCGCUGGCCGAGUUUCUGCAGCGGAAACUGGCCGGCUUGAAGCCGACGGAGCGUACCCAGGCCACACUGCUGACCACUUGGCUGACAGAGCUCUACCUGAGCCGGCUCGGUGCUCUGCAGGGUGACCCGGAUGCUUUGAGUCUCUACCGGGACACACGGGAGUGCUUCCGUACCUUUCUCAGUAGCCCUCGGCACAAAGAGUGGCUCUUUGCCAGCCGGGCCUCUAUCCACGAGCUGCUCGCCAGUCAUGGAGACACAGAGCACAUGGUGUAUUUUGCAGUGAUCAUGCAGGACUAUGAACGGGUGGUCGCAUACCACUGCCAGCAUGAGGCCUACGAGGAGGCCUUGGCUGUGCUUGCCCGCCACCGUGACCCCCAGCUCUUCUACAAAUUCUCCCCCAUCCUCAUCCGCCACAUCCCCCGCCAGCUCGUAGACGCCUGGAUUGAGAUGGGCAGCCGGCUGGAUGCUCGGCAGCUUAUCCCUGCCCUGGUGAACUACAGCCAGGGUGGUGAGGCCCAGCAGGUGAGCCAGGCCAUCCGCUAUAUGGAAUUCUGCGUGAAUGUGCUCGGUGAGACCGAGCAGGCCAUUCACAACUACCUGCUGUCACUGUAUGCCCGUGGCCAGCCGGCUUCACUUCUGGCCUACCUGGAACAAGCUGGGGCCAGCCCGCACCGUGUACAUUAUGAUCUCAAAUAUGCACUUCGACUUUGUGCUGAGCACGGCCACCACCGUGCCUGCGUCCACGUCUAUAAGGUGCUGGAGCUGUAUGAGGAGGCUGUGGACCUGGCCCUGCAGGUGGAUGUGGACCUGGCCAAGCAGUGUGCAGACUUGCCGGAGGAGGAUGAGGAACUUCGCAAGAAACUAUGGCUCAAGAUUGCCCGGCAUGUGGUACAGGAGGAGGAAGACGUCCAGACAGCCAUGGCCUGCUUAGCCAGCUGCCCCUUGCUCAAGAUCGAGGAUGUGCUGCCCUUCUUCCCUGACUUUGUCACAAUCGACCACUUCAAGGAGGCAAUCUGUAGUUCCCUUAAGGCCUACAACCACCACAUCCAGGAGCUGCAGCGCGAGAUGGAAGAAGCCACAGCCAGUGCCCAGCGCAUCCGACGAGACUUGCAGGAGCUCCGAGGGCGCUAUGGCACUGUGGAGCCCCAGGACAAGUGCUCCACCUGUGACUUUCCUUUGCUCAACCGACCCUUUUACUUGUUUCUCUGUGGCCACAUGUUUCACGCUGACUGUCUCCUGCAGGCUGUGCGGCCCGGCCUUCCUGCCUACAAGCAGGCCAGACUCGAGGAACUGCAACGCAAGCUUGGGGCUGUGCCUCCUCCGACCAAAGGCUCCGUGAAGGCCAAGGAAGCCGAAGCUGGGGCUGCAGCGGUGGGGCCCAGCCGGGAACAGCUCAAGGCUGACCUAGAUGAGCUAGUGGCUGCUGAGUGUGUAUACUGUGGGGAGCUGAUGAUUCGCUCUAUUGACCGGCCCUUCAUUGAUCCGCAGCACUAUGAAGAGGAGCAUCUUAGCUGGCUAUAGGAAGUGCCCCCGCGUGGGUGGACAGACAUGGAUCCAGCUGCCAGACCCUCCCGGGAAGGCCAGGCCUUGGUUGGUGUUCUGUUCUUGAGCUUGCCGGGUCUGCGAUUGUGAGGGGGUUGCAGCCAAGCUUCAGCCGGGAGGUGUCAGGUACAAACACGUUCUGUGUUCUGCGAGCUUUGCUUCAGAUCUGUCUUAGAGCAGCCCGAGCUGGUGAGAUCAGCCAUGAUCCUUUUAAUCCACUACAUCUAACAGUUCCUCUGUUCUUGUCAGCAUGUUCACCUGGACUGAGUGGCCCGCUGUCUUUCCUUCCUCCAUCCCUCCACAGCCUCUGGACCUCCAGCUCGCCCUCGUCUGCCUCAGACAGGCGACCCAGGAGCAAGCAGGCAGACCCUAGGCAUUUGUGGGGAGGGUAGUACUAAGGGUGGGCAUGUGGAGAUGCUAAUGUGACCUGGGGCUCCAGUGUCAGGUACCCUGAGGUUGAGGGCACACCUGGGACAAGGGGAAAUGGCAACAAGCAGAGGGCAUUAAAAUGCGCUACAGUGAUGGCUCUGGACUUGAUGGCUUGGUGUUGAUGCUGAAGCUAACAGGAUGUGAUCCCAAGAAUGGAAUGCCACAAGAAGGCUGCCUGCACGGGUGUGCUGGCAUAGGACAGGUCAGGUCAAGGCCAGCCCAGUCUAUAUGGUAAGUUCUAGGCCAGCCAAGGCUACAUAGACAUCCAGGGUCCUGCAAGCCUUGGCACAGGUCCUUCACUGGGGGUGAGGCAGGACACUUGUUCCCUUCUCUGACUAUAAUGUUUAGAGAUUACAGUCCCUCUUCCUAAAUCCUGGAGCUAUUCCCCCCUCUGGCUGGCAGGUGGCGCUGCUGCUCACGGAAUUCAUCCAAUUUUGGCACCUUGGGGCACAAAUUCUCUAACUAGUCUUACUAAUGCUUCCUCGGCCAUUUCCUUCCUAGUUGUUUCAAGAAUUUUCUAGAAGUGCCUGUUGCCUGGUCAGGUUCUAAGCCCUUAAUUUUUUCUCCACGUGUUUUUUAUUAGCAUAUGUUACAUAUAACAUAUGGGCUCCUUGAGUCAUGCUCACCUACUUUCCCUGUCUCCCACUGGUUCUCCUCAUCAUCAUCAUCCUCUUCCUCACUUCCAUUGUCACGUCUGUAUUGUGUGCAGGCGAGCAUACAUGAGCAUACGUGUGGGUGUAGUUGAGCCAGCCUCACUUAACAGGCACUUUACCAGUGUUUGCACCACUAAGGAAACAAGAAAAUACCUCUUCCUCCCCGUCCUUCAUGCCAGUGGAAAUUGACUGAGUUCCAGUGCCCGGAACAUAGGGUGCCAGCCACCACCUUUCCUUCUUCUCUUCCUGCCGCUUCUGUAGUCUUCCCUGAGCCUUGAGGAGGUGUGGCCUGACUCUCAUUUAUAGCUGUAAGUCUCUUGCUCUCUCCGAUAGACUGGAUUCCCUGCCAGACUGGGCCUGGCUUUGCUGUGGGCACUGUGGAGCUCUGUGGCAUUUGAUCUGUCUUCUCCUUAUCUUGCUCCUAUGACUUUGUCUCUCCUCACCCCGAGACAACACUUUCUUAGUUUUAGUUGGGGCCAGAAGCUACAUCCUGGAACAUCCAAUGUGAGUGAGUGUUCCUGUCCCUAAGCAGGAGCUCAGCUGAUCUAGCUUAUAAAUGUUCCUUUUCUCCUCCAAUGUAAUCCUGUCUCAGAAAUGGCUCUUCUUACCGUGUUUGGCCCUCUAGAACAGGAAGGUCUCCCAUGGUCUCUGCCAGCCCAGAGGGCUCAGUUACCUACACAAUGACUCACAAAGAUCCUGUCUUCCAGAUGCAGGGGUAGGAGCAGCUGCGAGGCGGCACCCUUUUUCUGGGGGCAUCCUAAUCCUACUCUCUCAAGGAAGAUGUGGGAGAAAUUUCUUGUAUCUCUUCUCCAUGUGGCUCCAGGCCGCGUCACACUUAGAUAAUAGGAGGGAAGCGCCAUGGCCAAUGUGGUACUGAGUGGAAAGCCUUGGUCUCCCACCGAACUGCUUGCUUGCUUGUGGUUUAGAUAAAACAGCUUGGAACUGCUGUCUUUGUGCAUAACGGGGCUAAUACAUGUUAGUUAAACAAACACUGCCCUAUUGCUCCCUUCUCCCUGAAGGUUUGGCUCAAGCGGCCUGGGACGCCCCUGCCCCUUCUGUCUUAUACUAAACAACCCAUCUGGUCCUAGGCCGCUUCCUCUUUCCUGGGAAAAGGCCCCAGCCUUCCCUGGCACUGAUAGAAUGGGGUUCCGGUGAGUCAGGGCAACGGGAAGCCACAGCUCUUAGAUCCCUGGAAACCAAGCAAGACUUGGAAUAGAGAGCGGAGAGAAGGCCCUUGGGGCUCUGGCCCUAAGCCUGGGGAGGGGCCAAAGAAGGAGGGGGAGGGAGCAGUUGUGUAGGCAGGGGCCAAGAUGAAUGAGCUGCCUCUGGAGCCUGGAAAUAGGAGGUCACUGGAAAUAGAAGGAGUGGCCACGGGCAGUGACGCUGAGAUGAGGGCAGGAGGCCUGUAAACAAGGAAGCCACCUGGGGGAGAUUGAGGGCGGCCUCUGGUCCUGGGGAGCAGGUGCUUCCUGAGGCCCGCCCUUGACAGGGCCCUAGGGGCCGCCUCACCAGUUGUCCUCGGGCACUAGGGGGCGAUGUGGACUGGCAUCCGCACGGAACUGCUCUCAAGUGGAGCUUCUAAGGGGUGUGGCCAACGGAGGGUGUGCCCAGCCAGAGCCCUAGAGCCACCCCCACCCACCUGCCCUCCCUCCUGUCCCCAAAGUGCACUGGCCAAGGGCACCAGCCCAGACACUAAAGGAGCAGGGCUCAGCCUGGGUGUGAGCUCAUUUCUCCGUGGAUACCAAUUCUCUGGUUCCUGCCCCUCCUAAGACUCAGGUCUCAGUCCAGAGCCUGGCACCAACUCUGUUGGUUGGGAGGGGGCUCAGAAGCCACCAAGCUCCUGGCUGCCCUUGGCGCUGCUCCCCCAUCCCCUGGCGCCAGGGAAACAAAAGAUUAGGGGCCCAGAGGGACUUAUCUGGCCCCACCACCACUGGGCGGGAGGAGGGGGCAAGAGGGGGCGCACCUCCUCUCCACUCCAGCACUACUGAUUCUUCGAGACACUUUCACAGGCGGAAAUUCCCAGAGGUCAGAGGAGGGAAACGGUUAAUUCCUUUUAUUCAAUGGCCCCCCCUCCAAGCCACCCCCUAGCUUCCUCCCUCCACUUCCCGCCCCCCCCUGUGUGAACAGGAAGUGGAGAGGAAAAGGCUCUGAGGAGAGCAGCUGGGAGCAGGAGGCAGGGAGGGAGCGGGCAGCAGGCCCUGUGCCAGCCCUCCCCUCAUGGUUGUUUGUUGGAGGGGGGAACAACUGUGGCCGUGUAUAGAACCUGAAGUCUUGAUUGGCAAGGGGCACCUGAACGAGAGCAAAGCCCACCCUCCAAGCCCCUGCCCUCCAACCUGUUGUCAGGCCAGAAGCUGGUGUCCUGCCAGUGCAAGCCAUCCUUUGCCCAAGCCCCGGCUGCCUUGGCCACUGUAUCUUACCCAGGGGGCUGGGCUGGUUACCUCAAGGCUGGAGAGCAGCAAGCAAUUCAUACCAAUCCUGGCACAGGGCUCUACCACUCAUCCCCUUGGCCCUGCCAGUCCUUUGAAGCUCAGUCAAAGCUUCCUGUUUGGGGCAGGCGAUGCCAAGGCCCCUCCCCCACCAUUGUUCUGUAGAGACCAUAGGUCCAUCUGUUGCCCCCAUGGUGGGGCCCCUAGGCAGUACCACACGGGAGCAGCACCACAAAAGACCCUGCUGGCAGCUUUUCUCGCUGUGAGCAAGACCGUCCCCGCAGCAGGUUGAGGAUAAACAGCCUUCGCAAGCAGGCCCUAGAGGGGCGGUGAGAUAGGAGGAUGCCAGUGAGUAGCUCUGGAGCAUGGUGGGCAUCUCCUGCCCUCUGCUUCCUCCUACAUCUGAGCGUGGAGAGGAGGAGGCGUGAGCCGCCAGGAAAGGGGCAACAUUUUCCUGCUCGGAUUCCAAAUGGGAAAAGUGAUGGAGGGGGCAGCCUUUGAUGGAAGAGAUGCCCCACUGUUGGUGGCUUGCUCUUCCUGAAUAGCGUUGCCUUCGCUCAGUUCUUGCCUUGAAGUGACCCUUGAGGCAAGCAGCCAGUACCCAUUCUCAGAUAUCACAGAAUGUUAAACAACCCCAGGUUGGUGGCCAGCAGCUGAUGCCCACUGAGACCAAGCCAGGGCAGGAAAAAGGAAAAGGACCUGCUCUGACUCCCAGGACAGUGGGGUCCCUGGUUCCCAGGCUGCUGGGGCCAAAUGUGCUUCCCAGGCACAUAGCAGGUGCCACAUGGUCUCUGCAUCUCACUCUUGCUCCCAACUCCCUACCGUGGGCCAAUUUCACAUUUUAGGCUGUUUCCCCCUCACUUCUCCACAGGGGUUAAAACUCAGAUAUGGGCUACCCCACGUCUCUCAUCAUCCGCAGCUCAGAACUCAUCUUGCUCCUGCCUCUCAGAAGCAGCUGGAGCCCUGAAGCCUUAGCUAGUGUUGUGGAAACUCAUCCCCAAAGUGUUUUCUGUCUCCUUCCACCGUGUGGUUCCCAGGAAUCAAACCCAGGUUGUCAGAUUUGGUACCCAGUACCUUCACCCACUGACCCUCGUACUCGGCUUCCAUCAGUAGCCAAAGAGGCUUGAGCUGAGGGCUAGGGACGUGACCCAGAAAGAACAGGUAGAAACCUUUCCCCUGGGUUUAUCAGCCUAACCACACCCCUGAUUACAGUUUUUUUUUUUUUUUUCCUCCUGCAAGAGGAGAAUAUAACAGACCUUCAACAGCCAAUAGAAAGCC